AUGGAGGCGGGUGAAUCCAGCAAAAACCCAGGGAAAGAUGUCGUGACUGAGUUGUCUAAAACCAGUUUCGAGUUAGAUGCUCAGAAAUACCAGUCUUCUGGGGUGGAGGAGGAUUCCUCAGAUGUUUUAUCCUCAGAUUCUGCGGAGUUUGCAGAUCCUAGGAAAGAAGAUUUUUCAGAUUUUAAAGUAGUGUUGUCUAGGAGCCAUCGUAGCGGGUUCAAAAAAUGGCUCAAGGUAAAUAAGCCCAUUUUCGGAGGUCUUAUAGAGACGCAUGUCAAACAGCCGAAAAAUCAAAAGUUCAUAAAUGAGUUACUACCCGGCUGGUUUUUUGAGGAUAACUAUGGUUUUUCAGAUUUGGGUAAAAUAUGGGUGUUAUGGCACCCAAGUGUAAAAGUGGUGGUGCUAGCAAAGUCGCUGCAGAUGAUUACAUGUGAAGUGCUAUUACCAGAUGCUCAUCAGUGGAUAGUGGUUUCUGUUGUUUACGCUGCAAAUGAGGUUGAUACAAGGGUACACCUUUGGGAGGAUUUAAAACAACUGUCAGCUUCCCCGAUUAUCGGUAAUAGAGCGUGGUUGGUAUUGGGAGAUUUUAACCAAACCCUCCACCCCACAGACCAUUUCGAUCCUGUCACUCUGAAUGUGGAUAGAAGGACAAGAGAUUUCAGGGAAUGUUUACUGGAUGCUGAACUGUCAGACUUACGGUACCAAGGAAGCAAAUUUACUUGGUGGAACAAAAGCAAGACUAGACCGGUGGCAAAAAAGCUAGAUAGGGUCUUGGCGAAUGAGAGCUGGAGUUUAUGUUUCCCCUCUUCUUAUGAUGUGUUUGGAGCUCCUGAUUUUUCGGACCAUGCUGUGUGCGGAGUUAUUCCUUCAUCCACAGGAGAGAAAAUUAAAAGACCUUUCAAGUUUUUUAAUUUCUUCCUCCAAAAUACAGAUUUCAUUCAGGAAAUAGGAAUGCACUGGCUCUCUCUAAAUGUUACUGGCUCGGCUAUGUAUAGAGUCUCAAAGAAGCUUAAGAUCCUGAAAAAGAAAUUGGAGGCACAGAGAAAAUGGAGUAUUCUAGCUAAAGCUGAAGAAUCAUUCUUAUGUCAAAGGUCUAGAGUGACAUGGAUGAGAGAAGGGGAUGGAAACAUGGCGUAUUUUCACAGGAUGGUAGAGAAGAAAACCCUGCAAUGUUUGUGCAGAGCGAUUUGGAGCUCCUUCUGCCCUAUAAAUGCUCACAAGAUCAGAUCUCUAAUUUGGAGAAACCUUUUUCAAACCAAGAGAUCAAAGCAGCUUUUCUCUCGCUCCCUAGAAAUAAGACAAGUGGCCCAAACGGCUAUUCUGCGGAAUUUUUUUGUGGGAUGCUGGAACUAUAUUGGAGCUGAGGUUACUGAGGCGGUUGCUGAAUUCUUUCAAUCAGGCCGCCUGCUAGAGCAAGGGAACGCCACCUCUUUAAUCCUUAUCCCAAAGAUCACUAAUGCAACUCAGCCUUCGGAUUUUAGGCCAAUCUCUUGUCUCAAUACUGUGUACAAGGUGAUAGCCAAACUCCUUGCGACCAGACUCCAAAGUUUGCUUGUCCAUGUCAUAUCCUCCUCCCAAUCUGCUUUCCUCCUUGGGAGGUUGCUAGCUGAGAAUGUUCUGUUAGCCACUGAAAUUGUACACGUCUACAACAAAAGCAACAUUGACCCUAGCGCUAUGUUAAAAGUGGAUCUCCGGAAAGCUUUUGAUUCGGUUAGAUGGGAUUUCAUCCUCUCCGUGAUGAAGGCAAUCGCUAGUCCUGAUAAAUUCAUAAACUGGAUCCAUCAAUGCAUUGCCACCCCUUCCUUCUCUGUCUCAGUGAAUGGCGCCUCAGGGGGUUUCUUCAAGAGUUCUAAAGGACUCAGACAGGGAGAUCCGCUAUCCCCCUAUUUAUUUGUCCUUGCAAUGGAGGUUUUUUCCAAACUGCUGCAAUCCCGGUUUGAUGCAGGGUAUAUCCAUUAUCACCCGCAAACCUCUGAUCUCUCCUUAUCGCACCUCAUGUUCGCAAAUGACAUUAUGAUAUUUUUUGACGGAGGAAGUUCUUCACUCCACGGAGUAGUUGAGGCUCUUGAUGAUUUCACGUCGUGGUCUGGUCUGAAGGUAAACAGAGACAAAUCCCACCUUUUCCUAGCAGGUGUCGUUCAGUAUGAGAAGGAUACAAUGCUGAGAUACGACUUCCCUAUUGGUACCCUCCCCAUUAGAUAUUUAGGCCUGCCUUUAAUGCAUAGAAAGCUGAAAAUAUCUGAGUAUGCGCCUCUGCUAGAUAAAAUCUCUGCAAGAUUCAGAUCUUGGGCUGUUAAGUCUCUCUCUCAUGCGGGUCGAGUUCAGUUGAUCUCUUCAGUCAUAAAUGGAACGGUAAAUUUUUGGAUUUCCACUUUUUUAUUGCCUAAAGGUUGCCUUAAGAGGAUUGAAGCUUCUGCUCUCGUUUCUUGUGGUCUGGUAACAUCGAUAUUCGCAAAACCGCCAAGGUCUCGUGGGAAGGUUUGUGUCUGCCUAAGGAUGAAGGUGGUGUGGGUCUUAGGCGUUUCUCAGAAUGGAACAAAGCCCUAUGUCUGA
Molecule: messenger RNA, 2553 nt
Organism: Camelina sativa (false flax)
Lineage: Eukaryota; Viridiplantae; Streptophyta; Magnoliopsida; Brassicales; Brassicaceae
Source: RefSeq, a predicted model, not a curated record